This is a messenger RNA of Uranotaenia lowii, 5795 nucleotides long. Its product is annotated as speract receptor. Lineage: Eukaryota; Metazoa; Arthropoda; Insecta; Diptera; Culicidae. The transcript is spliced from 16 exons. The record is from RefSeq and is a predicted model, not a curated record. Gene Ontology annotation, molecular function: ATP binding; guanylate cyclase activity; peptide receptor activity. Gene Ontology annotation, biological process: receptor guanylyl cyclase signaling pathway; intracellular signal transduction; protein phosphorylation. Bases 1470 to 5318 code for a protein of 1282 amino acids. Gene Ontology annotation, cellular component: membrane.
GGUCGGAUUCGGACGCGUGUUUUCUCUCCUUUCUUGGAACCUGGCAGCUGAAGUUGGAUUCUCCAGAAUAGAGGACUUCUUUUGCUUGCGGUGUGCCGUUGCUGGUGACAAGUUGUGUGAAGUGUGUUGUGAAUUAUUUUGCAAUUGCAUUUUUUUUUCUUUCAUAAAGAACAGUGGGUGAUAUUGUAAGGCUGAUCAUGUCGCACGUUUGAUCGCGCGGAUCGCUUCACUGUGUGUGUUGGCGGUGCAGCAGUUGUGCAUUUUUUUCGUUCUCCUUCGUGCAAAUAAACCUGACCAAGGCGAUGCAUUUUUAAAGUUCAAGUUGGGUGCAGCAGUAGCUUCAUAUUUGUAAGUGGAAAGAAGUGCAGUUUACUUUCACCUAGUUUCAGUUUUUUUCUACGAUGAAUGUCAGUGGUUUGUGACAACUGCUGUGUGCCCUGAUCCUGUGCUCGUUUUUAACAAGUUCAAACGAUUUGCGUGUUGUUCCAAGAUAAUCUAUUUCGUGAUUGACAGCAUUUCCUCUUUUUUAUGUACGCACAUUAAGAGAAGUUCAACGUACUCGGUAGCGUGAUUUUGGCUUUCGGCGUUUUGCUAGAUUUGCUAAAAAUCUAUUUAGAAGAAGACGAGGAAGAACCGGGAAAGUGCGCCAUAAACGCGGGGAUUUAUUUAUAAAUCAACAAACUUGAACGCGAAUUUUGCCAACAGCGCACCAAGCUAGAAUAAACGCAGAAAUAAAAAAAAACCCAACGGUCGCCUUUUGGCGUGACGCGUUUGAGAGAAGAAAAAAAUACGCGUUACCGUGUUCUAGUUUUACAAUUUUAGUUUUCAUCUCAACCCAUCGAAGCGGCUGCUGUUGGCUGGCUGGCACGACGUUAACUUUGCGUGCAAAUUUGUCUUCUUGAGACCCAGCGUUGCCAGAUGACAGUCAUUCCGGCCUAUGCUAAAUGAAGGAAUAGAUGCGGCAGGCUGCAAACAUCCGGCCAUUAGCAGUUUCCCAUCAUAUCAUCAAUCGCCACCGGUGCAAGUGUUGCAAAUUUUAUUGAAAAUUAAUCGAAUCGGAUGCAAUUAAUUAUGGUUUGGUAGAGGGAAGAAAAAAAAAAUAGUGACAUCCACCGACGAGUUUGUUGACUGUCACUCGUGAGUGAGUGCAGUUCAAGUUUUGUCUUCACAACGACAUCACAUCUAACGGCUGCAGGGGUCCCGCGUGUGCAAGUUCAGAGGUGUUUUAUAUGUUCCACUUCAGCUACCAUUUUCGAUUGCUAAAAUUGCACGUGCCAGAAGAAGAUCGCUGGAAUGUGAAGUAUACAUGUGAAAAAUGUGCGAUUGCUAUAAAAUGUUAAACCAACCCGUGCCAUCGAAGAAAAAAGUCGGUCCUAGUAGUGAAUGGUUCCGCUGUGAGUUUCGCAAACGGUGCAGCAAGGUUAAUCGCUGUGGGUGGCUCUGUGAUAAAACGUAAUAAGCCGAAUAGCAUGAGGUUUCGAAUUGGCACUUCCCAGAAGGCCAACGAAGAUGAAAGUUUUGAGCGGCCAUGUUACUAUUCUCGAAUUCGCUGCCCGGGGCUGGAAGAAGGCGGCCAAUGUGUCAGUAGUGAUUGUGGCCACUUUAGUCAUCGGCACAGGUGCAAACGAUCGUCGUCUUGUCGUCGUCUCAGUUCCCCCAAAGCUAGAUGUGAAUUGAUGUUUGUGGCAAUAGUUGUGAUAAUUUUAACCAGCUUUACCGUGAUGAUCGGUGGCGAUGUCUUCACCGUGGGUUACAUCACCGGAUCUCAGCGCCGGCCGGGGGAUCGGGAAUACGCGAGGCCAGGGUUGCAGAUAUCCGGUGCCAUAACGUUGGCCAUCGAAGAGGUUAACAAUGUGUUCUUCUCCCGUCAUGGGCACAAGUUGGCCUUUGAGGUGGCAGAAACCUUCGGAGAAGAAAUCACUAGCAUUAGAAAAACCGCAGAUCUCUGGACGAAAGAUGUGAUAGCCUACAUUGGGCCGCAGGAAACUUGUGUUCACGAGGGCAGAAUGGCGGCUGCCUUCAAUCUUCCAAUGAUUUCCUAUUUUUGUACACACAACGAAACCUCAAACAAAAAGCAUUUUCCAACGUUUGCCAGGACGAGACCUCCCGAUCUGCAGAUAUCGAAAUCUGUAGUUUCGCUGCUCCUAGCGUACAAUUGGACUCAGGUUAGUUUCUUCUAUCGGGCCUCGGAGGAUUCCGAAUUCGAUGCUGUGGCCAACACGCUGAAGACGACCCUCAAAUCGAACGGGGUCCGGAUUAAGACGACCCGGACGUGGAGCACAAUUUACCACCACGGCUAUUCUCCGAAUCCAUUCGACCGGCUGGUGGAGGAAACGUUCAAGGAAACCCGAAUCUAUCUGGUGCUGGGCCAUCACGAUGAGCAUAUUGGCCUGCUGGUGAGCCUCCGCCGGAAGAAGCUGCUGGAUGCCGGAGAGUACUUCGUGGUCGGAGUCGAUCUGGAGCAGUACGAUGCUGGCUUACCAAAGAAAUAUCUACACGGGCUGCUGCAAACGGAACCGGAUCGGGAAGCCGUCGCAGCGCUUCAAAGCUACCUCGGCGUUGUGCCGUCAGCGCCGAUCAAGUUCGAGGAAUUUGCCGUUAAAGUCAACAAAUAUCUGGAGCUGCCGCCGUUCAACUAUCGUAACCCACUUGUUUACUUCGGAGGCGUUAAACAGAUUCGAGCUGAAGCAGCGUACCUCUAUGAUGCGGUCCAUUUGUAUGCUAAUGCCCUGCUUCGGGUCCUUCUGGAUGGAGGAAAUCCCAAAAAUGGCAGCGCAAUUAUCGCCGCCAUCAAAGGCCGGGCCUACAUGAGCGCCAUGGGCUAUCUGAUUCACAUCGAUGAGAAUGGCGACGCCACCGGGAACUACACCAUCCUGGCCAGGAAGCCCAUCCCCUCGGCAUCCCUGGAGAGUGAAUACGGACUGUUUCCCAUCGGACGAUUUAGCACCCCGGACAUUGACACUAUUCCGCCGUCCAAUCAGUCUCAGAUUCAGGACAUCACACUAUUUAACGCCAUCGACUGGGUCGGAUCAAAUCCACCACUAGCAGAGCCAGAAUGUGGUUUCCGGGGAGAAAAGUGUGUCAGUUAUACCGGAGAAAUAUCCGCUGGAGUGGCCGGUGGCGCUUUACUUUUGCUCGGGGUGAUAUCCCUGGUGCUGUACCGCAACUGGCGCUACGAACAGGAGCUGGAUAGUUUGCUCUGGAAAGUUGACUUUCGAGACAUUCAAAUGCACGAAAAUGAAAAGGAAAACUCGGCGGCACAAAAGAUGACGAGGACGAUCCAUCCUCUGAUUCGAACCAGUCAGGUCAGUUUGAGCUCUAAUCCGGACACCGACUUCCGCUACUCGACCAUCUUUGCACCGAUCGGGGUGUACCGGGGACAACUGUACGCAAUCAAGAAAGUUCACAAAAAAAGUUUGGACAUCACCCGGGAGAUGAAGAAGGAGUUGAAACUUUUGCGCGAUAUGCGCCACGAUAACCUGAACGCAUUUAUCGGAGCUUGCACCGAAUCGCCCAACAUCUGCAUCAUCACCGAGUACUGCAAUCGGGGGAGUUUGAAGGACGUGCUGCAAAACGAGGACGUCAAGUUGGACAACAUGUUCACGGCAUCGCUGGUGGCGGACAUUCUGAGGGGAAUGAUUUACCUGCACGAUUCCCCGAUGCGAUGGCACGGAACGCUGCGGACUUCCAACUGUCUAAUCGAUUCCCGGUGGGUCGUCAAGCUGAGCGAUUUUGGGCUGUACGCGUUCAAGCAAGGGUCAGAGGAAUCGAUCGGUGAGAAGGAGGAUAUCGAUGAGAAAUGUGAAAAAUUGCUGUACCGAGCGCCGGAAUUGUUGCGCGCUGGCCCUGCAUCGUGUGUUCCGGGUACGCCAAAAGGGGACAUUUACUCGUUUGGCAUCAUUCUGUAUGAGAUUUUCACCCGUCGAGGGCCGUUUGGCGAAAUCGAAUGCACUCCAUCGGAAUGUUUGAAAAGAAUUUUGCACCCGCUGGAUCCGAACGUUCCCUUCCGCCCGGCCAUCCAGCCGCUGGAAACGUCAUUCGACUGUGUACGUGAUUGUUUGAAAGAAUGUUGGGCGGAAAAACCGGAAGACCGACCGGAUUUCAAGACGAUUAGGAAUAAAUUGCGCGUACUGCGGAAAGGCAUGAAGCCAAACAUUUUCGAUAACAUGAUGGCCAUGAUGGAAAAGUACGCCAACAAUCUGGAACAGCUCGUGGACGAGCGAACGGACCAGCUGCAGGAGGAAAAGAAGAAAACGGAAGCUCUGCUGCUUGAGAUGCUUCCGAGGCCGGUUGCUGAACAGUUAAAGCGGGGCCACAAAGUUGAGGCUGAGAGCUACGAUCUAGUCACGAUCUAUUUUAGCGAUAUCGUAGGAUUUACGUCAAUGUCCGCUGAGAGCACUCCGCUACAGGUGGUUGACUUUCUGAAUGAUCUCUACACCUGUUUCGAUUCGAUCAUCGGACAUUAUGACGUCUAUAAGGUAGAAACUAUAGGAGACGCUUAUAUGGUAGUAUCUGGACUUCCGAUUCGAAACGGGCUAACUCAUGCGGGUGAAAUAGCUUCCAUGUCCCUUCAACUGCUGGACGCGGUGUCGGAAUUCAAAAUUCGGCAUAGACCAAAUGAUCGUCUGUACUUAAGAAUUGGAAUACAUUCGGGUCCUGUUUGUGCCGGAGUUGUAGGACUGAAGAUGCCCCGCUACUGCCUUUUUGGCGAUACGGUUAACACCGCUUCUCGGAUGGAAUCGAACGGAUUACCACUUAAGAUUCAUUGUAGCUUACAAACCAAAGAAAUCUUGGACUCGCUGGGCGGGUACCAUUUUGAGGAUCGCGGACUGAUUCCGAUGAAGGGAAAAGGCGAUCAGCGCACGUUUUGGCUCGUCGGAGAAGACCCGGAAGCUAGGGCAAAACGCACUCAGGAACGGGCCGAGAGAAGAGGGUCGAGAGCCCUCAACAAGUACAUCGGAAUGCUCAAAAGUCAGAACAACGCAGCCGGGGUGAGAAGUUCCCUGAAAACUCGAUCCAUUAUCCCCCGGAACUCGCUUCCGCGGUCUUCAAGUUUAGAGUCACCCAAAAGGCUGAGGUUUGCCAGUGGUUCCAUGCUGGAACAGCAUCGAUAUCAUCGAUACAGUGACGACGCUCUGAUGGAGGUCAUCUCGGAUAGCAGCACCCGCAAAUCGGACAACAGCAGCCUUGCCGACACUGAGGACUUCACCUCGUCCUGUCCAUGUAUCGACAACCUCGGUCUGAAUAGCGAUCGGUUCCUAAUGCAAUCCUGUCCCACUGUGACGACGCCAUUGCUCACUAACACAGUUGCUACUUAAUCUUAGUGCCCUCGGUAGAACCAGUAUAUAUCUAAUAUUGUACCCUUUAAUCGAUACUUACCCUAUUGUUCAUAAUUUAAGUCGUCAAAAUUUCUUGUACUAAAAAAAAAUGCUUAAAUCGAUCAUUCAAUUUGAAUUCACUGAUUUGAGACUUUUUCCACAGUUAAAUCUUCCAGAAAAUCUUUGCUCACAAGUUUUAUUUUUAUUUCUUACCACUUUUUGUUACCAAAUCUUAAAUGCUGAUGUAUAUGAAUGUUUGUUCUAGUCAUUAUUCAAUAAAAUAGUCGUUAGAAAUCAAAUCGAUGUGAUAUCCCCAUUUUAUUCUGUGCUUUGGAUUGUGCUGUACUACAAAUAACGCCGGAAAGAAUUUAAUUCACACCCAAACACAAACAAACACACUAAUCAAAGACUAGUGUUAGCGAAGAAACAGGUAAAGGAAAAUAAAAUACUGUCUUUAUUGAAAAAAAAAAUCAUAAA